AUGAGUUUUCCACCACCACCACCUCCUGGAUUCAGGCCCCCCCCUCCGCCAGGCAUGGCCGCCCCUCUAAACGAGGCUUCUAGCUCUAGACUUCCUUCGGAAGUCAUUGCCCAGAAGUCGCAGAAAUGGGUGCAAAUGCAACGAAAACGAUAUGGCGAAAAGAGAAAGGGAGGAUAUGUAGAUAUGGGCAAACAGGACCUCCCGCCCGAGCACGUACGCAAAAUUAUCAAGGACCACGGAGAUAUGAGCAACAGGAAGUUCCGAAACGACAAACGUGUUCACCUUGGAGCGUUAAAAUACGUUCCUCAUGCAGUGAUGAAAUUGCUGGAAAAUAUCCCGUACCCUUGGGAGCAAGUUCGCGAGGUACCGGUUUUGUACCACAUUACGGGCGCUAUCACCUUCGUCAACGAAAUUCCUCGUGUCGUUGAGCCUAUCUAUCAUGCUCAGUGGAGUACGAUGUGGCUAGCCAUGCGACGGGAGAAAAGGGACCGCAGACAUUUCAAGCGUAUGCGCUUCCCGCCUUUCGACGAUGAAGAGCCUCCCCUCGACUACGGAGACAACGUCUUGGAUGUGGACCCUCUGGAAGCUAUUCAGCUAGACCUUGAUCCAGAGGAGGACUCAGCCAUCAUCGACUGGUUUUACGACCCGAAACCCCUCAUUGACACGCCCGCCGUCAACGGCCCGUCCUACAAGUAUUGGUCGCUGUCGUUGCCAGUCAUGGCCAGUCUAUAUCGUCUUGGUCGCACAUUACUGUCAGACCAAGCUGAUAACAAUUCAAGCUACCUCUUCGACAAGAACGCAUUUUUCACUGCUAAGGCCCUGAAUAUGGCUAUACCUGGAGGGCCCAAGUUCGAGCCGCUCUAUCGUGACAUGGAGACCUUCGACGAGGACUGGAAUGAGUUUAACGAUAUCAAUAAGGUGAUCAUCCGGCAACAGAUCAGAACCGAAUACAAAGUGGCCUUCCCGCAUUUAUACAAUUCCUUGCCUCGAUCCGUUCGCAUUUCGCCAUACCAUUUCCCGAAGAAUGUAUACAUCCGCACCGACGACCCUGACUUGCCAGCAUUCUACUUCGACCCUCUCAUCAACCCCAUCUCCUUGCGUGGCCACGUUCCAAAGAAUGCACCUCUCAUUCCUCACGAAGACACCAUUUUCGGCCCUAAUGGUGCGGACGAUGACGACUUCGCGUUGCCACCCUCUAUCAGGCCUUUCCUAGAGGAUAAGGACCUUGAGAAGGACCUUACAGCAGAUGGUAUCGCACUUUGGUGGGCGCCGGAGCCGUACGGCAGACGUUCGGGUAGAAUGAGAAGAGCACAAGAUAUUCCUCUUGUCAAAAAUUGGUAUCUUGAGCACUGCCCUCCUGGACAACCAGUCAAAGUCCGCGUGUCUUAUCAGAAGCUAUUGAAGUGUUACGUCCUUAACGAGCUCCAUACUAGGCCGGAGAAGGCUAUGUCGAAGAAGAAUCUCUUCAGACAGCUGAAGGCGACGAAGUUUUUCCAAACCACCAAACUGGACUGGGUGGAGGCUGGUUUGCAGGUUUGCAGACAGGGUUACAACAUGCUCAACCUCUUGAUUCAUCGCAAGAACUUGAACUAUCUUCAUCUGGACUACAACAUGAACUUGAAGCCCGUCAAGACUCUGACUACCAAGGAGCGGAAGAAGUCGCGCUUCGGAAAUGCCUUCCACCUGUGUCGUGAAAUCCUUCGCCUUACAAAGCUUGUCGUCGAUGCGCAUGUGCAGUUCCGCCUCGGAAACGUUGAUGCAUUUCAACUCGCUGAUGCCCUCCAAUAUAUAUUCGCUCACAUUGGUGCUUUGACGGGGAUGUACCGUUAUAAGUAUAAGCUAAUGAGGCAAGUACGCAUGACCAAGGACUUGAAGCAUCUGAUCUACUAUCGCUUCAACACAGGCCCUGUCGGAAAGGGUCCUGGGUGUGGUUUCUGGGCUCCAGGUUGGCGUGUGUGGCUCUUCUUCAUGCGUGGCAUUGUUCCUCUCCUUGAACGAUGGCUGGGUAAUCUGCUUGCUCGACAAUUCGAAGGUCGUAAUAGCAAAGGCAUCGCUAAAACUGUGACGAAGCAGCGUGUUGAAUCCCACUACGACCUCGAGUUACGUGCUGCUGUCAUGCACGAUAUUCUCGACAUGAUGCCAGAGUCUAUCAAACAGAACAAGUCGAAGACUAUCCUGCAGCAUCUGUCAGAGGCUUGGCGUUGUUGGAAAGCCAAUAUUCCUUGGAAGGUCCCUGGAAUGCCUACGGCCAUUGAGAAUAUCAUUCUUCGUUACAUCAAAAGCAAAGCCGACUGGUGGUGCUCCGUCGCUCAUUACAAUCGCGAGCGUAUUCGUCGCGGCGCCACAGUCGAUAAAGCGGUGGUGAAGAAGAAUCUCGGCCGUCUUACUCGUCUCUACUUGAAGGCAGAGCAAGAAAGGCAACACGGUUAUUUGAAGGAUGGUCCCUAUAUCAGUGCAGAGGAGGCCGUCGCCAUCUACACUGCCACCGUGCAUUGGUUAGAAAGCCGGAAGUUUGCUCCUAUCCCCUUCCCCCCGCUGUCGUAUAAGCAUGACACCAAGCUUCUCGUCCUUGCGCUGGAGAAACUCAAAGAAGCGUAUUCGGUGAAAGGUCGCUUGAAUCAGUCGCAACGGGAAGAGCUUGCCCUCAUUGAGCAAGCGUAUGACAACCCUCACGAAUGUCUUUCUCGCAUCAAGCGUCUUUUGCUGACUCAGCGGGCCUUCAAAGAGGCUGGUAUCGAAUUCUUCGACACCUACGACAAACUUAUCCCUUGCUACGAUAUUGAACCGGUGGAGAAGAUAACAGACGCCUAUCUGGAUCAAUUCCUGUUCUUCGAGGCGGAUAAACGUGGUCUGUUCCCUGCCUGGAUAAAGCCUGCGGACACCGAGCCACCGCCACUGCUCGUAUACAAAUGGUGCCAAGGUGUCAACAAUUUAACGGAUAUUUGGGAGACCAGCGAAGGGGAGUGCAACGUUCUCAUGGAGACUGUUCUUUCGAAGGUGUACGAGAAGAUUGAUCUGACCCUGCUAAAUCGACUCUUGCGGCUUAUCCUGGACCACAAUUUGGCCGAUUAUAUCACUGCCAAAAACAACACGACUCUCACGUACAAGGAUAUGGCACAUACGAACGCUUUCGGUCUCAUCCGUGGCUUACAAUUCUCUGCCUUCGUCUUCCAGUAUUAUGGACUAGUUCUUGAUCUGUUGAUCCUCGGCCUGCAACGUGCUAGCGAAAUGGCCGGUCCUCCUCAGAUGCCCAACAACUUCCUCCAGUAUCGGGAUUCAGCAACGGAAACUCGUCACCCGAUCCGGCUGUACUCCCGCUACGUUGAUCGUCUACAUAUCUUGUUCCGCUUCACCGCCGAUGAAGCUCGUGACCUCAUUCAGCGAUAUCUUUCCGCCAAUCCUGAUCCAACGAAUAACAAUGUUAUUGGAUACAACAACAAACGCUGCUGGCCUCGCGAUUGCCGUAUGCGCCUCAUCAAACACGACGUCAACUUGGGAAGAGCGGUUUUCUGGAAUAUCAAGCAACGUCUUCCACGAUCGCUGACAACAAUUGAAUGGGAGGAUACUUUCGUCAGUGUUUACUCUCAGAACAAUCCUCAAUUGUUGUUCUCCAUGUGUGGCUUCGAGGUCCGCAUCCUGCCAAAAAUUCGGACGAUGUCUGGGGAGCAGUUCUCGCUCAAAGAUGCCGUUUGGAACCUGACGAACGAACAAACCAAAGAGAGGACUGCGCAAGCGUUCUUGCGGGUUUCUGACGAAGGCGUCCAGCAGUUCAACAAUCGCAUCCGACAAGUCCUGAUGAGUUCUGGGUCCACAACCUUCUCGAAGAUUGUCAAUAAAUGGAACACUGCACUUAUUGGGCUGAUGACCUAUUAUCGUGAGGCUGUCAUUCACACCAACGAGCUGCUGGAUUCCCUGGUCAAGGCGGAAAACAAAAUCCAAACACGUGUCAAGAUUGGGUUGAACAGUAAGAUGCCUUCACGUUUCCCACCUGUCGUCUUCUAUACUCCUAAGGAAUUGGGUGGUCUUGGUAUGUUAUCCAUGGGUCAUGUUCUCAUCCCCCAGAGCGACCUCAGAUGGUCGAAGCAAACCGACGUGGCUGUUACGCAUUUCCGUGCUGGAAUGACGCAUGAGGAGGACCAGCUGAUUCCCAACCUGUAUCGUUAUCUCCAGCCUUGGGAGGCAGAAUUCUUGGAUUCGGCCCGUGUCUGGUCCGAGUACUCGAUGAAACGUAAAGAAGCCAAUGCCCAAAACAGGCGCCUGACUCUCGAAGAUCUUGAAGAUAGUUGGGAUCGUGGUAUACCACGCAUUAACACCUUGUUCCAGAAGGAUCGCCAUACUCUCGCCUAUGACCGUGGUUGGCGUGUGCGGACCGAUUGGAAACAAUAUCAAUUGUUGAAGCACAAUCCCUUCUGGUGGACAUCGCAACGCCACGACGGUAAAUUGUGGCAAUUGAACAAUUAUCGUGUCGAUGUGAUUGCCGCUCUUGGCGGUGUAGAGGGUAUUCUGGAGCAUACUCUAUUCAAGGGCACAUAUUUCCCAACAUGGGAGGGUCUCUUCUGGGAGAAGGCGUCCGGUUUCGAAGAAUCUAUGCGCUACAAGAAACUUACCAAUGCUCAACGCUCCGGUCUGAACCAAAUUCCCAAUCGUCGUUUCACUUUGUGGUGGAGCCCUACCAUCAACCGUGCCAAUGUUUACGUUGGUUUCCAAGUCCAGCUUGACUUGACCGGCAUCUUCAUGCAUGGCAAAAUCCCGACUCUCAAGAUUAGUUUGAUCCAAAUCUUCCGGGCCCAUUUAUGGCAGAAAAUUCAUGAAAGUGUUGUGAUGGAUCUGUGUCAAGUGUUCGAUCAAGAAUUAGAACCACUGCAAAUAGAGACUGUCCAGAAAGAGACAAUUCAUCCUCGUAAGAGUUACAAGAUGAACUCUUCUUGUGCAGACAUUCUUCUUUUCUCUGCAUACAAGUGGAAUAUAGCGCGGCCAUCACUCGUGACGGAUGUCAAAGAUGUCCUUGAUGGAACGACUAGCAACAAGUUCUGGAUCGAUGUUCAACUGAGAUGGGGAGAUUUCGAUACUCAUGACAUCGAGCGCUACACUCGCGCGAAGUUCCUGGAUUACGUCUCAGAUUCGAUGAGUAUCUACCCUUCACCAACUGGCGUCAUGAUCGGCAUGGAUCUUGCUUACAAUCUAUGGUCGGCCUACGGCAACUGGUUCCCUGGAUUGAAACCGCUCAUCCAACAGGCUAUGGCCAAGAUCAUGAAAGCUAACCCAGCCUGUCACGUUUUGCGGGAACGUAUCCGGAAAGGCUUGCAACUGUAUUCCUCUGAACCAACGGAACCCUACUUGAACAGCCAGAAUUAUUCAGAACUUUUCUCCAACCAGAUCAUUUGGUUCGUCGACGACACAAAUGUCUACCGCGUAACCAUCCACAAAACGUUCGAAGGAAACUUAACGACUAAGCCCAUCAAUGGUGCCAUCUUCAUUUUCAACCCCAGAUCAGGACAACUGUUCCUCAAGAUCAUCCAUACGAGCGUCUGGGCUGGCCAGAAACGUCUUGGUCAACUGGCUAAGUGGAAAACCGCAGAAGAGGUUGCUGCUCUUGUUCGUUCUCUUCCCGUCGAAGAGCAGCCUAAACAAGUAAUUGUCACUCGGAAAGGGAUGUUAGACCCGCUCGAGGUCCAUCUUCUUGAUUUCCCCAAUAUUGUCAUCAAGGGAAGCGAGCUUCAAUUACCGUUCCAAGCUUGUAUGAAGAUGGAGAAAUUCGGAGAUCUCAUUCUGAGGGCAACGCAACCGCAAAUGGUUCUUUUCAGUCUUUAUGAUGAUUGGCUGAAGUCGAUCUCGAGUUACACUGCUUUCUCCAGAUUGAUUUUACUGCUGCGUGGUCUUCAUGUCAAUAACGAAAAGGCGAAGAUUAUCUUGCAUCCCGACAAAUCGACAAUCACAGAACCUCAUUUUGUUUGGCCCACCUUAACGGACGAGGAGUGGAUUAAGGUCGAAGUUGCUAUGAAGGAGCUAAUUCUUGCGGACUUUGGUAAACGCAACAGCGUGAACAUCGCGUCACUCACUGUCAGCGAGGUUCGAGACAUCAUUCUAGGUCAAGAAAUUGCUGCACCAUCUGUACAACGGCAACAAAUGGCCGAAUUGGAGAAAAGCUCAGAAGCUCAAAGUCAGAUUACGGCUGUGCAAACUCAAACGACGAACGUCCAUGGAGACACCAUCCAGACCGUCACCACCACCAACUAUGAGCAGCAAGUGUUCAGCAGCAAGUCCGACUGGCGCGUUCGAGCAAUCUCGGCGACCCACUUACCGCUUCGAUUGCAACACAUCUACGUGUCCAACGACGAUGUCAAGGACGAUGCUGCCUCCUUCACUUAUGUAUUGCCGAAGAACGUCUUGCGCGCGUUCAUCACUGCUGCCGACUUGCGAACACAAGUAGCGGCGUUCUUGUACGGUGUUUCGCCGGGGGAUAACAAACAAGUCAAAGAAAUUAAGGCCAUUGCAUGGGCUCCUCAGCGCGGCAGCAACAAUGGUGUAGAACUUCCUGCUCAACUUCCUAAGCACGAUGUUCUUCUCAAAGACCUUGAACCCCUUGGUUGGAUCAAAACACAAGCCCUGGAAAUCCCUCACCUAUCACCUAUCGAUGUUACUGCACAAGCCAAAUUAAUGGCAGAUCACCCGGAAUGGGGUUCCUCCUCAAUUUGUCUUACUGCGUCCUUCACGCCUGGCUCUGUGUCGCUUUCUGCUCAUUCUCUUACUGUUCCUGGAUUCGAAUGGGGAAGGAAGAACCAGGACACAUCUUCAAAUCCUCCGGGAUUCAACCCCAACAUGUCGGAGCGCGUGCAACUCCUCCUCUCGGAUCGUAUAUUGGGCAUGACCCUGGUUCCCGAAGGACGAGUGUGGAAUUAUGGUAUCGGCCUCACUCAGCUGUGGGCUCCUAACUUGAGCUACUCCAUGAAUCUUGACACACCUUUGCCUUUCUGGGCGGAGGAGCAUCGACCUGCUGCCUUUUUGACAUUUGCCAACCUUGAACAAGGCGAAGAUAGCGCUGACGUAGAAAACAGCUUCGCCUGA
This is a messenger RNA of Cyclocybe aegerita, 7065 nucleotides long. Lineage: Eukaryota; Fungi; Basidiomycota; Agaricomycetes; Agaricales; Hemipholiotaceae. The record is from the annotation of a GenBank genome assembly.